GACUGAACCACGCCUCAUGUUCCCUCACGCCGGCCAUAUUGACGGGCCUCCCCUCAUCUCUCUCAGCUUCUGCUGGAUAUUUACUGCUUAAACCUUAGUUCUCUCUUCUCUUCUGUCCGAAAUAGCGUGCCAACAGGAUACAGCGGCUCUUCAACAUCAUUUCAGGAUAUUUUCUGGUCCUGUACUGUCAUUUCUAAAGGAUUUCUGGAGUUUAUCUUUAUCUCUAGCAGGACGCCGAGAAGUACUGAAGGUUGCCGGUCAUUUUCAAGGGCCUGUGCCUAAAGGAUUUGGGUCGUCCUGUAACGGAGGACGAUUUUUUUUUCCCUUUUUCCUUUCUUGGAUAAGCGGCAAGGGAGGAGGAGAAGAUGCCGAAACCGAUCAAUGUACGGGUGACUACGAUGGAUGCGGAGCUGGAGUUUGCCAUCCAGCCCAACACCACAGGCAAACAACUCUUUGACCAGGUGGUGAAAACCGUGGGGCUGCGUGAGGUCUGGUUUUUCGGGCUGCAGUACAUGGACAGUAAGGGUUACACCACGUGGCUGAAGCUCAACAAGAAGGUUACUCAGCAGGAUGUGAAGAAGGAAAACCCUCUACAGUUCAAGUUCAGAGCAAAGUUCUUCCCGGAGGAUGUUUCUGAAGAGCUGAUCCAGGAAAUCACACAGCGCCUUUUCUUUCUUCAGGUGAAGGAGUCCAUUCUGAACGAUGAGAAUUAUUGUCCUCCUGAGACCGCAGUGCUUCUGGCAUCCUACUCCGUCCAGGCCAAAUACGCCGACUACAGCAAGGACAUCCACAAGCCUGGCUAUCUUGCCAAUGACCGGCUUCUGCCACAGAGAGUUCUUGAGCAACACAAGCUGACUAAAGAGCAGUGGGAGGAAAGGAUACAGACUUGGCAUGAGGAGCAUAGAGGCAUGCUCAGAGAGGACUCCAUGAUGGAGUAUCUGAAAAUUGCUCAGGAUCUGGAGAUGUACGGCGUCAACUACUUUGAGAUUAAGAAUAAGAAGGGAACUGAGCUGUGGCUGGGAGUGGAUGCUCUGGGUCUCAACAUUUACGAACACGAAGACAAGCUCACACCAAAGAUUGGCUUUCCUUGGAGUGAAAUCCGCAACAUUUCUUUCAACGACAAGAAAUUUGUCAUCAAGCCCAUUGAUAAGAAAGCACCAGAUUUCGUGUUCUACGCACCACGGUUGCGGAUCAAUAAGAGGAUCCUGGCUCUGUGCAUGGGUAACCAUGAGCUUUACAUGAGGCGGAGAAAACCAGACACCAUUGAGGUGCAGCAGAUGAAAGCCCAAGCCAGAGAGGAGAAACACCAGAAACAAAUGGAGAGGGCUCAACUGGAAAAUGAAAAGAAGAAGCGUGAGCUUGCAGAAAAGGAGAAGGAAAGAAUAGAGCGUGAGAAAGAUGAGCUGAUCGAGCGACUGCGACAGAUUGAAGAGCAAACUGCGAGAGCACAGAGAGAGCUGGAAGAACAGACACGUCGGGCUCUAGAAUUGGACCAGGAAAAGCAGAAGGCAAAGGAAGAGGCUGAGAGACUGGAGAAAGAGAAGCUGGCAGCCGAAGAGGCCCGAACAGCACUGGCCAAACAAGCAGCAGAUCAGAUGAAGAACCAAGAACAACUGGCUGCAGAACUGGGUGAGUUCACUGCCAAAAUCGCCCUGCUGGAGGAAGCCAAGAGAAAAAAGGAAGAGGAGGCCAAUGAAUGGCAGCACAAAGCUAUUUCAGCUCAGGAGGAUCUUGAGAAGACCAAAGAAGAGCUGAAGAGUGUGACGACAGCGGCAGUACCAGCAGGCAGCUCAGCGGAGAAUGAGCAUGACGAGCAUGAUGAGAGCAGCGCCGAGGCCAGUGCUGAGCUCUCCAACGACGGCGUGGCGCAUCCACACACCGAGGAAGACCGCCUCACCGAAGCCCAGAAAAACGAGCGUGUCAAGAAGCAGCUCCAGGCCCUGAGCUCAGAGUUGGCGCAGGCCCGGGACGACUCUAAGAAGACGCAGAAUGACGUGCUGCACGCCGAGAACGUCAAGGCCGGCCGAGAUAAGUACAAGACGCUGCGCCAGAUCCGCCAGGGAAACACCAAGCAACGAAUUGACGAGUUUGAGUCCAUGUGAGGAGCGCUGAACCCCUUACCCUCCCCGCCCACUUUCCUGCGCCACUCUCGAAGCUACAGCCCUGAUGCCUUGGCAGCUGGCUUAUAAGCACAGCUUUCAUGCUUUCUUUUCUUUUUUCUUUUUUUUUUUCUUAAACCAGCCCAUCCCACCAUAUGACCUUUAACCCAUGGCGGCUGAUGAUAUAAUUCUACUCUGCAGAGAGGCUAGAGGGACGUGGUCGCCACGUUCCCCUCACACUUUGCCAAAGCUCUCACCGUCAGCCAAUCAGGCUGCUUGUUUUCAAGCUCCUCCCGCUCGAACCAUCCAUUUAGGAGCAAGCUUUGUAUCAUAUCUUUAUGAACGUUUGAAAUAAUUUUUUUCUUUAAUAAUAGAUACUAAAAUGCGAAUGUCAUUUUAGAGAUAAAGUUGUUAGUAAAAAGAGAUCAAAAUUUUAUCAAAAUGGCCAUUAAUUCUUUUUCUUCAUUUACUAGGAAGUGUGCCCGCUUUAUACUUUUCACCUUCUUGAUUUACAAAAAGCUCAAAGUAUCGAAGUUUCUUUAGUUCCUCACCCGUUUUUAUUAACGCGCUUCUUUUCAUUUCUGCCGUUAACGAGUUUCAACUAAGACGGCGGGUCUUGUUUGGGAUUUUUUUUUUUUUUUUUUCCUCCACCUCCACUUCCCCCAGUGAGCACAUGCAAUAUCUCUAUGACGACGAGUGCAAAAACAAUCUGUUAAAUAUCCAGUAAUUUCAAUAAGAAUCAAAUAACCAAAACUACGGAUCACCAAAGGGAAGCUGUUGUCUGCGUCUGUGUUGUGUGAAAGAUGUCAAACGGAAAAGUCAUUUAAGACGACGAGCACUGGUUGAGAAAUGGGAGUUGAUUUAAGAUUUGGAGUUGAUUUAAGCCGUCGGGAUGUUUCACAGUCUGGUGUGGGUUUAUUUUAUUUAUUUUUUUUUUGGUUGGUCCUCAGACUCCCAGUGUUUCAUGUCCAGUCUCCAUAUGGAUGGUUUUCCCUGCCUGCCGGUUCACAAAGGUCACGUCAGAUAGGCAGACAGAGCAGCUGGUUAAGUGUGUAAGAUGUGCAAAGGGUGCGCGGAUCUGUCUACCUCUCUGUGUACGUGUGUGUGUGCGCGCGUGUGUGUGUGAGAGAGAAAAUAGUGAAAGCCUUUCUGGCCGGGGAGCAUAUGAAAACAUCAGUCCUGGCAUCAGGACGGCUCUCUACCUCAUUAAUGUAAAGCGUGGAGACUGAAUCAUCAAACACUGAGUGCGCUGUGAGACAGGAAGGACAGGUAAGACAGUUUUCUGCUCUAGCUGUAGUGUUAUUGUCAUCUCGCAGUGCGUGUGGUUGCGUGAUUUGUCUCCCGUAUGAAUUCAGAGCUCAGUAUUAUGUCCAGAUCCAGAUUAGUAUUGUUCACUGCCUUCACCACGUGAUCCUAUAGAGCUAACGAUGUACGAUACCAAAGCUGCCCUGACACACAAACUGUGGCGGGUUUAGAGCAGCACAUUGCCGCGGUCAUGUGUAGCAGACUCGAACCCGGGAUUGUCUUUAUUUCGUUUGUCGUUUUGUGCGUACUUGAGUAGAAAUGUGGAAGGGUGAGUUUGUCGUUGUCUGUCUUUUCAUCUCUCCUCGUUUUCUUGCCUCUCUGAGAUUAAAUUGAAUAAAGAUGAUGAAGGACGUUUAUACAUCAGGAAUGAUCCACCUCCUGGGUUAUUCCCGUGUUCGUUCAGAUAGUAACGUCCUUGACUGUGUCUGUUGCAGUGCGCAUGGUGUGAAGAGAAAGCAGACCACUGUGAAAUUGUUUUCCUGUUAAUUUCCCCCAACUACAGUACACCCACCCUUUAUACAAAGUUGGGGGAAAAAAUUAAUAAAAUUCAUCAUAAUAAUCCGCAUCUUUCCUUUUGUAUCUAGCAAUGUGAAGCCUGUUUAAUUUUACACUCGUGAAGGCAGAAAAGGUCAAAAAGCCCUUGUUUUGGUGGUUGAGACACUGAAGCUUCAAAUAAACCCAGCGACUUGUUCAAUUGUCCUGAAAUUGCCAUAGAAAGAAAAUUGUGCUUCCAAAAAAAAAAAAAUAAAUUUUAAGUUGCUUUAUAAAUCUGAACCACCAGAGUUAGUGCACUAACUUUCACCAAAGGGGAAAGGGUUGCUACCUUAAUGCUACGAUGGUAUAAUGUUACUUUGUUGUAUUGUUUUUUUUUUUUUAAUUCGGGUGGAUUUUGGCCUGCUGGCAUUGGAGUGAUUGGGGGGGAAAAAAACCACCAGAGUAAAGCUGCCACUGCUGCUUCUGGAACCAGCGGUCAUGUUUGCUGACACUUUUUUUUUUUCGUUCCCCCUUUUUAUGUUUAUAUCACUUUCUGUUACAUAGAAAUCAGUCGAGCUUUGUCCAUGACUACAUGUAAAAAAAAAAAAAAUUUAAAAUAAAGAUGAAAUGUA
This is a messenger RNA of Neoarius graeffei (lesser salmon catfish), 4510 nucleotides long. RefSeq names its product radixin. NCBI's taxonomy places the organism in Eukaryota, Metazoa, Chordata, Actinopteri, Siluriformes, Ariidae. The record is from RefSeq and is a predicted model, not a curated record. Gene Ontology annotation, molecular function: actin binding; cell adhesion molecule binding. The transcript is spliced from 16 exons. Gene Ontology annotation, biological process: positive regulation of protein localization to early endosome; regulation of cell shape; regulation of organelle assembly. Bases 366 to 2102 code for a protein of 578 amino acids. Gene Ontology annotation, cellular component: plasma membrane; cytoskeleton; filopodium.